CUUUUUCAUAAAAUAAUUUAAUUUAUGGCACAAGAAACAGUUGAUUUGUGUUGCAAUAUAAGCUUUGAAAUUGAUAUACAUCCACUUGUGAUAAUCUAAAUAUUAGACUUACAUUAUAGAAAAUUUGGUGCUUCUAGAUAGGAAGAGACGAUUGUAGGUGGUGCAUUAUUAGGAACAGUCUAUACUAAUAAGAUUCAUAUCACAGAAUGUUUUGCACUAUUAGUCGAUCCAGGAGAUGAAAUCAAUGUAUUUUUUGAAUCUUUCUUUUAGUAGUACACAUUUGAUUUUGGUGAUGCAAAAGAUUUAUAUCUAAGCCAUAUAUAAGCAAACCCAUAAGAAGUCUUAUUAGGUGGGUUUGUUACAACUAAAAAUUUAUCAUUAGAUAUAGGUGUUGCUUAUCUUUCAACUGAGUUUAGUAAAAAGGAGAAUGGCUUUAAUGCUACAGCGGUAUUAGGCUAGCCAAUAAUUCUCAAAGUUAAUCCAACAUUAAAUUCAGGCAAAAUCGAAAUGAAAGUAUUUUUUUCAAGUAUUCAGGCAUUUAAACUUAAUCAAUCACUAAAGCAUUAUGCAGCUGUUGCUUCCUUUAAUACAAUGCCAAUUAAGAUUUCCUUUUCAGAUGAAAAUUUGUAAUAAGUCUGGCCAUUUUUAGCCCCUAAUUUAUUAUAAAAAGAUUUUAAAAUAGUAAAUACAGCUAAUCCUUCUUAGCUUGUCUCUGAUAACAUAAAAAAUCUAGAAAAAAUACUUUCCUAUUUGGAAAAAGUUAUUGUAAGAAAUUUUUUAUCCUAGGCUGGUAAUGAAGUAGGAGAUUAAGAAUUUGGAAGAAAACUCUUAUCUACUUUGAAUCAAAUAGAUUUAAUUAAAAAUGAGUCAGAAGUUCUAUUAAGUCAGGUUGAAGAAGCUUCAUUAUUUUAAUAUAUUGGAAAUUUUGCUUAAGGACAAGCAUUUAUUAAUGAAAAAAUUUAAAAGAUGUGAUAUGAUAUUUUUAUAUAAAU
Messenger RNA from Paramecium sonneborni, 992 nucleotides. The record is from the annotation of a GenBank genome assembly. Lineage: Eukaryota; Ciliophora; Oligohymenophorea; Peniculida; Parameciidae.